GUCUCUUUAAGAAGCUGUGGUUAAUUCAGUGUUACUGGAUGCGUUAGUUUCUGCUGCUGCUGCUUUGGAUGUUGCAGUGUGACCGUGGACAUAAAGAAAAGAAAAGCAGCAACACACAUCCAGUCGCUUUUACACCCAGAUAACACAGGCUCUACACAACACACAUCAGGAUUACCAUCGGAAGAUGCGUUAUAAUUAGCCUAAAGAAACCAUCAGCAUCGUCUGUUGUGAUCCGACACAAAACCAGACGCACUGGUUGGAUUUGGGGUUUUAUUAUUACUGGAGGGACAAACUGAACAUCAUCGAAACGGAUAAAUAAACGCGAUGUCGUCGGAAAAACACGGAUUGGAGGAGGCAGCGGGAAGGCAGUCCAUGUCUCAGCCGAUGAUGCAGAUGGCUCCGCCUCCUUACCUCCCUGCCCAGGACCCCAACAUGGCUCCACAUCCUCCUCCACCUGGCUGUGGCCAACAGCCCAAUUACCCCCCUCCCCCUCCCCCUCCUGGAUCAGAGGGGUACCUGCAGGAGACCCAGUUCCACUGCGGCACCCUCGGGCCCCAGGGGGCUUCGAACGGAUACCCGGUGCAGACGCACGGACCAGUGGGCACCGUCCCUCAUCCCCCAGUGGGCUAUAUACAUACGGGAUACCCCCUCCAGCUGCAGCCCUGCACGGCCUACGUGCCCGUCUAUCCCAUAGGCACAGGGGCGCAGCCUUACAUGCCCAACGGUGCACCUCAUCCAGGUGUUGCCCCCGGCCAGAUGGCCAUGCAUAUGCCCAACGGCAUUGCUCUGAUGGAGUCUCGUCGUCCUCCUCACGACUACCUGCCCAUCGCCGUCCUCACCACUGUCUGCUGCUUCUGGCCCACAGGAAUAAUCGCCAUCAUCAAAGCCGUGCAGGUGCGUACGGCUGUGGCUCGGGGCGAUAUGGUUACAGCAGAGAUCGCCUCGCGGGAGGCACGUAACUUCUCCUUUAUCAGUCUGGCGGUGGGGAUCGCCUCCAUCGUGCUCUGCACCAUACUCACGGUUGUGGUCAUCAUCGCCUCUCAGCACCACGAUGACGACUGGGAGCCCUAGAGAGCACAGCGCGGGACGCACCUCCCAUCCUGACCCCAGGCCAUCAUUCCAGUCGGUAUUCUGCUUUUUCUGUCACACAGCACACUUCUGAUGCUCAAGACACCACAUCCUGAUCUGCAGUCCAAAAUACGCUUUUACAGCCAUUUGCCCAUGUAUUAGUUACAAAAUAGUUUGACGGAAUGGUUAAAUGUUGGGAACACAGCACAUCGACCAUGUUGUAAGCAGUGUACGCUCACACUCUCAUUAACUGACCUGAACACUUCCUGUUUCUCCAAAACAAAAGCCUGUUCUAGAUCAGUAGUUAGAAAUAUAGCGUACUGAAGACUUGAGCUAGGUCAGGUGUGUUAUCAUUUGCUCUUGAAAUUUGCCAAAAUGUUACUUUUUAAAAGAAACACAAAAGUACUACAAGAAAAUAAUUUUGGUAUAAUUAUGUUUUUUGAUCUUCAAAACAUUCCAUCUAUUUUUUGUGCCAUUUAUCGGUUUAGAAGGAUAAUAUAUUUCUUUUUCGGGAUGCACCGACAAAUUUAGUUACUGAAAGUGUGGCCAAAUUGUGUUUUCUAUACGCUAAGUAUUGAAAAGUGUAAAAUAAUGUAUUGAAUAAGUCGAACGACUAAUAGAUUAUUGGAAUAAGUAACAUUUUCAUUUCUGUCGUGUGGUUCAGAAGAGUGUAUAUCAGUGUUGAUUACUCAGUGGUUUCUUUUCUGAAACCCAAGGCCAGAAGUCUACUCUACGCAGUACACAAACACAGAUGCUAAUACUUGGCUAAUGUGUUGCAUGCAUGCAGUUCUGUUGGGAUCAAAUGAGAGUAGAUUAACAUUGGUGGAUUUAAUAAACUUGAAAAAUGGUUUAUUGACGUCAUUCCACGAUUUAAAUAAAAUACCUUCUGAUGUUCAUUCAUGUUUAUUUCAUGCUUUAAGUAAGUAUGAAAAUACGAUCUGUUCACAUGCCGCUAUAGCAAUCUGUCAUGACACUUUACAGAGCCACAAAACUGUAUUUGUUGAUUUAAUUUCUUUUAAAAUUACUAAAUUUGAAAGCUGAGACACUCAGCAAACUGUUACUCUGCCAUGACGAUACACUGAACCCAGAAGAAAACAAUUUAUACAAAUGUAUACCACCCCAUGUGGCAACACUGAGAAGUGCAAUGUGUAUUUGCGUAUCAUUGUGAAUUUCUGACAAGUUUACAAUGCAGUAAUAUGUGAAAAUAGCUAAAAGCAUUUGUGUUCAUGUACUUGCGUAGUGUAUGUCUUGGGCCUACGUGUUCCCAAGUGUCUUGUGUGCAAACCGGUCUCAAAUCAUUCCAGUUCAGAGGUGUUCAAAGAAUGUAUUCUUGGGUGAAAUUAUUACUUCAUUAUUGACUGCUGUAAAUUGGCUCUUCAUUGAAGGAACACAUGAGAUUUGUGUGUUGUGAACUACUGUAUUAUUUAUCGUUUAAACACUAAAUUAUUCAGUUGUGUAUUAAAUUGAUACUUCUAUAUUUAUUGAAAUAUGUAAUCAUAGGUCUAAACUGUUGUGCUGAAAUAUUUGGUUAUCUUUCCUAGAUAACAGUCAGUCAUCACAGAUGAUUGCUCAGCUGGCAUAUUUUGAUGACGCAUGUGAUAAUAUGCACUUUUAUGCUCAGCAAGCAAGUAGCCAGUCUGUCUCACUUCUUUGUAGAUGAGAGUGUAACUUGCUUCAAGUUCGGACCUCAUUGAAACUCCUCACAUGCUGCUGUCAGUUAGCUGUAGUUUGUUAGGUUAAUGCAUUUAGCACAAUGGUUUGGUUGAAUGAAAAGGACAAAACAAUCUUAGAGUGGUCCUACAAACACACACACACACACACACACACACACACAUAUAUAUAUAUAUAUAUACAUAUAUAUAUAUGUGUGUGUGUGUGUGUGUGUGUGUGUGUUUGUGUAGCUGACUGUAUAAUCUGUCAAACUCUUUGUUUUCAAACGAGAGUUUACCCAAAAUAUUUUCAUUUACUCACACUCAUGGCUGUCCAAAAACAUUUAUGACUUUCUUUUUUCUAUGGAGCAUAAAAGGAGAAAUAGACCAAAAUCUUGAUAAUUCCAUAAUCUGAAGCUGUUGAGCCCCCAAAAUGACCAAAAAACAUAGUUUAUAUAUUAUAUAUAUAUACAAUAUAUUAUUUGGCUUUGCAAGAUUUGUAACAUAGUGCCCAAAAUGUAUAAUUUUAUUUUAUUUUAUUUUAUUGUAAAAGACUGAAUCUGCUAUAUGUUGUGUUCCACGAAAGAAAGACAUAAAGAUAUAAAAGUAAUGCCAGAAUUUCAUUUUUGGAUGGAUUCAGUGGACAAUCUUUGCAUUUAUGUAUAAAGCUUUAGGAUUUCUACAUUUCUACAUGCCGAGAGUAAAACGAGCUUCAUUGUUUCAGUGAAAGACUAGAAAGAGAACAGCCAGUUUUGAUAAACAAGUGUCCAAAUGUGAAAGAUGGGAGAAAAUCAUCUUUUGCAUCCAUUUUGAGCUCUUACUUUCUGUCCUCUUCUGCCAUGACACUCAAUUUUAAGUAUUUAUUUUGCUGGUGUAAUUCGAACUGUGUCAUAUCGUUCUUUUCCUGCUCUCUUUAAUCGAUUUCUAAUAGCUUUCGGAUCUAUUUUUGAACAAAUGGCUUGCAGUAUAUUGCAAGUGUUUGGCUGAUCUGUUUGUUGAAGGACUUCUGAUGUUAGAGGUGUGAUUGCACAUGUUCAUCUUUAUAUGGGCUAAAAAUAUGACCCUUGUUUUCUAACUAAGAGAGCAUAGAUUCAAAAGAAAUCCUGUCUGUUAUUAAGACAAGCUAGUCUGAUACAUUUUAUUUUGGUGUUUUAAAGUUGUGCAAACACUGUACAGUUGAUGUGAACCUAACUCCUGUUUAUAAUUAGCCCAGCAACAUGCUUUUUCACACAGUUGUGAUAUAAAGCAAAUGCUUUAUUAUUAUAAACAUGGCCACUGAGAUCUGAUUGCAUAUAGUUACUGCACACAGUUUCUCUGAGCUUGUAAAUGUGGUAGGUUUAUAUAAAAAGCUGCGAGCUCCCUUGUGUUUGUGUGCUUUUAGAGGUUUAUUCUGAGGUGGAUCUCACACAAACCUGUCAAGAACAUGUUCAAGUCAGUGGAAAAAGAUAUAAAGUUAUACUUGCAUGAAUAAGCUUAUUUAAGGACUAUUAUUUAUUUUUGGCCUAACUUUGAUUGCAAUCAACCAUUUUUCCCAUUAAAAAAAACAAUAUUUCUUAUCGUAUUGCAAAUCUAAUGAGAAUUUCUCAGAAGAGAAAAACAUCCUGAGAGUUUGUCAAAAAUGGCUCUGUGAAAUAAUGUCUGUGAACUAAUGAUUUUGCUUUUUCCUUUGAUUUUGGAUGUGAACUGUGACAUGUUUUUGUGAGAUUUACCCUCUCAAUGAGCCCAAGCAUUGAUUUCCCGUGUAUGAAUCCAGUGAUUUGAAUUAAAGAGGAGUACCUGGUUGUGCAAGAA
Messenger RNA from Carassius auratus (goldfish), 4508 nucleotides. Its product is annotated as proline-rich transmembrane protein 1-like. The transcript is spliced from 4 exons. The record is from RefSeq and is a predicted model, not a curated record. The coding region runs from base 325 to 1071 and encodes 248 amino acids. Gene Ontology annotation, cellular component: membrane. NCBI's taxonomy places the organism in Eukaryota, Metazoa, Chordata, Actinopteri, Cypriniformes, Cyprinidae.